Molecule: messenger RNA, 413 nt
Organism: Phlebotomus argentipes
Lineage: Eukaryota; Metazoa; Arthropoda; Insecta; Diptera; Psychodidae
Product: mannose-binding protein C-like
Exons: 3
Coding region: 3-413 (136 amino acids)
Molecular function (GO): signaling receptor activity
Source: RefSeq, a predicted model, not a curated record
UCAUGUUACAGAAACUGGAUAUAGUUCUGCGUUUCGAUCUACACUACAGAGAUGGAAAAUAUUUGUACAUUGGACAUAAUAAGGUGUCAUGGUUGGAGGCUGUUGAGGAGUGUAAGAAAUUGAAUAUGACUUUAGUAACAAUUCGAUCUGAAGAGGAAAAUAGCGCUGUUCUAACUCUACUCAAGGAGAAUCGAGUAACUUUACCUUGGAUUGGUGGAUAUAACUAUCAGGAAAAUGGAGAAUUUCGAUGGAUUGCAACUGGAGAAUUGUUUUCAUAUACGAAAUGGCAUAACGACAUGUCAAAUACGAAUGACUCGAAUAGGAAUUGUGUGUAUAUGGAACGUGAAGGAACUUGGAACAAUUUCAAUUGUAUGGCCAUAUCAAUAUACAUGUGUGAACUUGUUGUUUCUUAA